AUGGAGCGGUGGAUCCUCGAGGAGUCGGCCGCUGACCGCGCCCGUGGGGGCACGGGGGCUGUCCAGCUCAGCCGGUUUCUGUUCCUGAUGGCGUUCAACCUGAUGGGGAACAUGAUGCUGUCGAGGGACCUGCUGGAUGCCAAGGAUCCUAGGUCGAGGCAGUUCUUCGACUGCAUGAGCCGGGCGAUCGAGCUUGAGGGGACCCCCAACAUAGCCGAUUACUUGCCGUGGCUCAAGUGGAUGGACCCACUGGGAAUGAAACGGGAGAUGAAAAGGAAUCUGAGCGUCGCGAUGCGGAUAACGUCCGGGUUCAUCCAGGAGAGGCUGGACGAGCGCAAGGCGGGAAAAGCCCGGGAGACGAAGGAUUUUCUGGACGUGCUGCUCGAGUACGAGGGGGAUGGGAAGGACGGGCCUGAUCGUAUUACUGAAAAGAAUGUCAACAUCGUCAUCAAGGAAAUGUUCUUUGCGGGAUCUGAGACCACGAGCAUCAGCAUCGAGUGGGGGUUCGCCGAGCUCCUUCGCAGCCCACACGCGUUCAAGAAAGUGCGGGAGGAGCUUGACCGGGUCGUGGGCGUGGACCGGCGGGUCGAGGAGAAGGACAUCGAGAACAUGCCUUACCUGCAAGCGGUCGUUAAAGAGGCUUUCCGCCUACACCCUGUAGUGCCCCUGCUGCUCCCCAGGAAUGCACAGGAGGAUACCAACUACAUGGGCUACCACAUCCCCAAGGACACGCAGGUGCCCGAGAAGUUCCUCGGGUCCAACAUAGAGUACAAGGGCCAGCACUUUGAGUUGAUCCCGUUUGGGUCGGGCCGGAGGAUCUGCGUCGGGUUCAUGCUGGCCCACCGGAUGGUCCACCUCGCGAUGGCAACCCUGGUUCAGUCGUUCGAGUGGGAUCUUGGGCCAGGCGUCAAGCCCGAAGACAUUGACAGGGAGGAAAGGCUGGGUUUGGCAGUGAGGAAGAAGAACCCUCUGUUUGUGAUCCCGACUAAGCGCAUAAAUUGUUGA
Molecule: messenger RNA, 1005 nt
Organism: Striga hermonthica
Lineage: Eukaryota; Viridiplantae; Streptophyta; Magnoliopsida; Lamiales; Orobanchaceae
Source: the annotation of a GenBank genome assembly